AUGGCCUCCACUGAAGAGGUCGCCAAGCGCUUGCACGAGUCCCGCCCUCCCGCCACUGACGCCUUCACGUACCUCACCAUCAUCGAGCAGUCGCUUUCACCCGAGAUUCUACCUGUCCUCCAGGACAUCCUCGACGAUGCUGAGCUGACCAACGACAUUGGCUGGGACCUGGUCGAUAUGCUCAUCUCCGUGCCGGGCAGCGCCGAAUGUCUCGAGCGCAUCGCCCGGCUGGGGAAUCCACGUGAGGUGAUCCUCAAGACCCUCGAGGUGAUGGACAAGGCGGCGGCGUCAGCAACGAGAGAGCACGAGAAGGAGGAUGGGAAGGUUAUAUUUGAUGAGAGGUUUGUGGCUCUGGUGGGCAUGCUUAAGAUUCUCCACGCGCGGCUGCAGGUCAAGGCGCCUUCACGGUUUCUGCACACGACCCUGGACACGGUUCUGCGGGCAUAUGAUCCGACGAGCUCAGCGCAGACAGCGGCCAUUAUCGAUCUGAUCCGAUCGCUAUCCGGCAAGAAGCGACCGGCGCUGCCCACGAGACAGUCGAGCACGACGCUGGACACGCCGUUCCAGGCGACUAACCCGGCACAGAGCGCGCCUGACCCGGAGGCGGAUGAUCAAGCGCAGCCCGGCCCCAUGGAGCCGGCUCUCAUGUCGAGGCUGCUGCAGUCGUUCAUCACGUGCAUCAUCGAGGCCUAUGUCAACUCGAACAGCCUCGAGUGGGCGGCGCGGCUGCUAGAACACACUGUGCCAGAGAGAAUCGUUCUGAGGCGAGGCACCAUGCUACAGGCGUACAACGAGAUUGCUGAGCUGCAGGCCAUGGAUGCUCUGGUCGGUCAGCUGGUGUCGGUUGCAGGCGAUCUAGGUGUCUCUGAUAUCAGCGCCGACGAGGUCAGGGAGAUCUGCACGGGGCCGAUUUCGAGAGAUCCCUUGUCGAUGGACGAUGCGGACCCGGAACACCCCGAGGUCAUCCCAUUGUCAUCUGGUGGAUUCGCCUGCCUCGCCGCGUACAAGAUGUUCGCUACGGAUGUCUUUGAAGCGCACCACACAAACUUCAACAUCAGCAUCUUCCCUGAUCUACACACCAUGUUCAAGAAUUUGGCGGAAGGAGACGCGCAAUCUGAAAUCAUGGGGAACCCAGGCACCUUUGAGGCGUUGGUGGUCAUGGCGAUCUGGCUCGAUACUCACCAGGGCACGCUGUCUGAAAAGAGGGAGGGCGCCGAGGAGGAUGUCAACAUCAUGAGCUACCACCACCUCUUGACGCUGGUGUCCAUCUUCCACCCGAAUCUGCGUGUCCGUAACGCCUCGACGUUCAUGGCCGGCUCGGUCCUCCACGCUGAUCCCAAUGAGAACGACCGUCUGGCCAUUCUGGAAGACCUUAUGGAGAACUGUGUCUUCGCCGCCUUGCAGGCUUGCGCUGUGACUUGGCUCAAGGAGGAGAUCAUCGCAGCCAAGAAAGCCGAGGAUGGCAAGUCUCACUUUGCAAGCCCCGAAUGUUUCGACAAACUGCAGUACACCGUCUUUCCCGACUUGACCCACCUCGAGUCAGCCGACGUGGCUGCUCUGUGGGAGUUUUGGACGAAUGGGUCGCCAUUCCACCUGCAGGUCGCCAACUUUGCCCUCUUCCUGUUCACAGGCGACGGGUUCCAGAGUGUUGUGCCCUCGGGCAUGGGCACGACAAUAGAGCACCGCUAUGCUGCGCCACUGCUCAAGGCGGCGUCUCGCCUCAUUGAGGGCGUGGACAAGGGCGAAGUUGGCGAGGAGGGCGCAGACGAGGCCAGAGUGCAGCUGAGCAUCUUGACCGAUACCCUGAAGACCGUGUCUCUUCAUUGA
Messenger RNA from Emericellopsis atlantica, 1827 nucleotides. RefSeq names its product YAP-binding/ALF4/Glomulin. The transcript is spliced from 2 exons. Gene Ontology annotation, cellular component: cytoplasm. Bases 1 to 1827 code for a protein of 608 amino acids. NCBI's taxonomy places the organism in Eukaryota, Fungi, Ascomycota, Sordariomycetes, Hypocreales, Bionectriaceae. The record is from RefSeq and is a predicted model, not a curated record. Gene Ontology annotation, biological process: cellular response to oxidative stress.